GGGAUGGCGCUUCAGUGGAGGUAACGGGAGUCAAACUACACGUGAAGAGUGCGUUUGACAUUGGGAGUUUGAAAGUGGAGAGCGACACAGUGAGGCUUCAGCCUCUCGUCAGGGAAACAUCACAGUUUAUCAACCCGAAUGUGACUUCAGUCUCUUCCCGUGAUAUUUAGCUAUACAUCAGUACUGGAGAUACCGUGAGGAAUAAUACAAAGUCUCAACAUGGGCGCGCACACGCUGCCGGAUCUUGUCGGUGAUUUUCAAUGAAAAAUGUUUUAUUUUUCGUAUCUUCGCUGUAAUUGGACAUCGGUCACGAAUUAUGUUUGUGAGAACAGUCGCCUGUAAGGUGCUUGAACUUUAAGGAAUACAAACUGCUUGACGGAUUCAUUUGACAUGGACUCAGUGGAUGAAUAAAUCACAUAUUCUGUCGAUACCAGUAGGCUAUAUUUUGUCCUGUCACUCAGUUUAUUUAUUGUCAUUUUUUUUGCUGAAAGUCCGAUGGACCGAGCAUCUUCACACAAUAAUAUACACGCAAUGAGGAAUUAAUGAAUAACUUAUUGUUUCGGAUAAUAAUCAGACAAGGUUUGGAAAUCUCACAAUGAGGCUGAAAUCUUCGAGGUUAGGUUACCUAUUCCUUCAAUUCAUGACUCUGUGUUUUUACACUCAGAUGACGAUGCAGUCCAUCUCUGUACCCAAUUUUAAGCACCAUGUAACGGAGCAGAGUCGUCUAUCGGACAGGAUGAGUCGGAGAUUAACAAGGACUUAUCAGCUCUAUAGCCGGACCAGCGGUAAACAUGUACAAGUCCUGGGCAAUAAGAGAGUCAACGCCAAUGGCGAGGAUGGAGAUAUUCAUGCUAAACUUAUUGUGGAAACCGACACGUUUGGAAGCCGGGUUCGAAUCAGAGGAGCAAAAACAGGAUACUACAUUUGCAUGAACAAGAGAGGCAAGCUUAUUGGACGGAGGAAGGGCCGUGGCAGGGACUGCAUAUUCACCGAGAUUGUUCUGGAAAAUAACUACACGGCUUUGCAGAACGCUAAGUACAAAGGCUGGUACAUGGCCUUUACACGCAAGGGCCGACCCAGGAAAGCCACGCAGACCCGGCAGCACCAGCGAGAGGCCCAUUUCAUGAAACGUCUUCCUCGAGGACACCUGUUAACAGAAAAGAAGCCUUUUGAUUUAAUCCCAUAUUCCCUCAACAAGAGGACUAAGCACCAUCAACGCACAAGCGUGAAUUGAGAAAGGGCAGUAUCAUAUCUUAUACCGGAGCUCUAUCUUAAUUUGAGUUUAUCUAAUGUAUGCGCAUCCAUAGUUCUGGACAUCAUGGUGAACUGUUGCUGUGUAAAAAAAAAAAAAAAAGAAAAGAAAAGAAAAGAAAAAAAAGGAGCCUGUACAGAUGAAUGACUGUACUACGAACAGUUUGUUCUGGGACAAUGACUGAACUGUUGACUGAACAGAGGACACCGUAAGGCUUGUAAUAAUGAGCAACACAUCUCUGGGAAUGAAACAAAACAACAGAACACAUGACACUCAAACACUCUCAGAAAAAUGUGCAAAAAUUGUACCUUUAGGGGUACAACAGCUUGUCACUGGGGCAGUACCCUUAAAUGGACAAAUUUGGACCUUAUUUACCCCUAAAAGUGUACAUAUUACUACUCUAAGGUAAGCUUACAUGUUAAAGGGUUAGUUCACCCAAAAAUGAAAAUUCUGUCAUUAAUUACUCACCCUCAUGUCGUUCCACACCCGUAAGACCUUCGUUCAUCAAAUUAAGAUAUUUUUGAUAAAAUCCGAUGGCUCAGUGAGGCCUCUGUUGUCAGCAAGAUAAUUAACACUUUCAAAUGCCCAGAAAGCUACUAAAGACAUAUUUAAAACAGUUCAUGUGACUACAGUGGUUCAACCUUAAUGUUAUGAAGUGACAAGAAUACUUUUUGUGCGGCAAAAAAAAAAAAAAAAAACGACUUUGCUCAAAACACUGCUUCAUGAAGCUUCGGAGCUUUACGAAUCUUUUGUUUCAGAAUCAGUGGUUCGGACCGUGUAUCAAACUGCCAAAGUCACACCCCCCAGUGGUGAACCGUUGAAAUUUUGAAACACUUAUGACAUAACAAAGACUCGUUUACUGAAAUCACGUGACUUUGGCAUUUUGAUACAUUCUCCGCACCACUUAUUUGAAACAAAAGAUUCGUAAAGCUUCAAAGCUUCAUGAAGCAGUGUUUUGAAAUCGCCCAUCACUAGAUAUUGUUGAAUAAAUUCAUUAUUUAGUUUUUUUUGGUGCACAAAAA
Ctenopharyngodon idella (grass carp) is the source of this 2274-nucleotide messenger RNA. It is a transcript of the gene fgf8b, whose product is annotated as fibroblast growth factor 8b. Bases 596 to 1234 code for a protein of 212 amino acids. Gene Ontology annotation, biological process: limb morphogenesis; fibroblast growth factor receptor signaling pathway; embryonic heart tube development. Gene Ontology annotation, cellular component: cytoplasm. Lineage: Eukaryota; Metazoa; Chordata; Actinopteri; Cypriniformes; Xenocyprididae. Gene Ontology annotation, molecular function: type 1 fibroblast growth factor receptor binding; growth factor activity; type 2 fibroblast growth factor receptor binding. The record is from RefSeq and is a predicted model, not a curated record. The transcript has 5 exons.